Molecule: messenger RNA, 1089 nt
Organism: Miscanthus lutarioriparius
Lineage: Eukaryota; Viridiplantae; Streptophyta; Magnoliopsida; Poales; Poaceae
Source: the annotation of a GenBank genome assembly
AUGGCGCACGGACGAUGGUUCGCUGAUCCGCUUAUCGGAUCCCUAAUUCCUCUUCAGUUGCGCUUUGUGUCUUUGUUGAUUGUGGGUAAUCAAUCACUUACAACCCGGGAUGUUUCCACGUCUUCCAUGGCACUCGUCGUGAUGUGUGGGCAGCCAUGCAGCGGCAAAUCAGCAGCCGCUGCUUGCCUUGCUGCGGCACUGCGCUCCUCCUCACCUGACCUUACUGUCCGUAUCAUUGAUGAGUCAUCCCUCCAUCUUGGGCGCAACGAUAGUUACAAAGAUAUGGUGGUGGAGAAAAACUUGAGAGGAGUUCUUAGAUCAGAAGUUGACAGGUCUGUGUCACGCGACAGCAUAAUUAUCGUCGACUCUUUGAAUAAUAUUAAGGGGUACCGGUAUGAGUUGUGGUGUCUUGCGCGUGCAUCUGGAGUAAGAUAUUGUGUGCUUUUUUGUGAUACAGAAGUGGACCAUUGUAGGGAAUGGAACAGCAACCGCCAGGAGAAAGGAGAACCAGCAUAUGAUAGUAAUAUAUUUGAAGAUCUUGUAAGGAGAUUUGAGAAGCCAGAUAGGCGUAAUCGUUGGGAUUCCCCUCUUUUUGAAUUGUUUCCAUCUAGAGAUGAAAUAGUGGAAACGGCUCCUCUUAUUGCUGAGGCUGUGUCAUAUUUGACAAAGAAAGUGGAUUCCAAAACAAGAGACGUAAAAGUACUCCAGCCUACAAUAGCCACUCAGACGGUGCGAACAACAGAGGCUAAUUCCCUCUAUGAGAUGGACAAAGCGACACAGGAGGUGGUCAAUGCAAUUGUUGAAGCACAAUCAUGCGGUCUUGGGCUUGCUGUGAAUAAGAUCUCUAUUGGACCUAACUUGCCAACUAUAUCCUUUAUCCGUGGAAAAAGUAUUGUUAUAUUGGGAUUCUUAACUGAUUGCCACAUCAACCUUCAGAGAUCUGUUGGCCUGCCUGAGCUCCGAAGCCUGCGACGGACUUUCAUCAAGCUGGCAGGGCAGUACAGUCUGAGUGGGCCACCACCACCGACAGAUGCUGAUAGCGCAAAGAGGAUGUUUGUCGACUACUUAAACCGUGAAGUUGGUGCAUGA